Molecule: messenger RNA, 2279 nt
Organism: Dromaius novaehollandiae (emu)
Lineage: Eukaryota; Metazoa; Chordata; Aves; Casuariiformes; Dromaiidae
Product: zinc finger protein 777-like
Exons: 5
Coding region: 63-1787 (574 amino acids)
Biological process (GO): regulation of DNA-templated transcription
Source: RefSeq, a predicted model, not a curated record
GUGGCGGCGCGGGCCGGCAGGGGGCGCUGCGGGGCGGCGGCGGCGCGGGGCGCGGGGCGGCCAUGGCCCGCUGGGGCCCCGCUCAGGAGCCGGACUGGGGGCCGGAGCCCUGGCAGCAGGUGCCACUGCAGCCCCCCGGCCAUGUCCCCAUCUCGGUCCCGGAGGGGGAGAAGCAGCUGCAGGUGCCUGAGAUCUCCCUGUGGACAGUGGUGGCCGCGGUCCAGGCCGUGGAGAGGAAGGUGGAGUCGCAAGCCCUGAGGCUGCUGAGCCUCGAGGGGCGAGCGGAGACGGCCGAGAAGAAGAUCACGGACCUGGAGAAGGCGGUGCUGGAGUUCGGCAGCCAGCUGGAGAGGAAGUGGGCCGCGCUGGCCUCCCUCGUGCAGGAGAACACGCGGCGCCUGGAGAACGUGGAGCGCCAGCUGCAGAACAGGAGCUGCUGGCCCCUGAGACCCCCCCUGGGCCCCAAUGGGGACAUGCCCAAGGUGCCCGCGGCUUGUGAGGAUGAUGCGGUCAGUUUGCCCGAGCAGGAGUGGGGGAGCCUGGACAACCGGCAGAAGGAGCUCUACAAGAUUGCGAUGAAGGGGAGUUACGAGGCUGGGGUGUCUCUCGGACCGGGUGACGCCAGCUCCAAACCCGCUCUGCUGUCGCCGGGUGAAGAUGGGGAGGACUCGGGUCCCCGGACUCAGGGGCUGCUGGAGAAGGGAGUCAUCCCGGGGCACCUCAGCUCUGGUGAGAAGAUCGUGAUCAAGACAGAGGAGCAGCAACCGCAAGAGGAAAGACCUGAAAUCCUGGCUCUGCCACGGACAUCCUCGGUAAGGCUGGAAGAGGAGGCUCCGCUGAGCCAGGAGCAGCCAGUGCCUUGGGAGAGUCACUCUGGCUCCGAUGAGCGGAAGGGAACAGGAGACGGCCUGGGGGAGCUCUGCAAGCACCACACCGCCCAGCCUGAGUUCAAGCCCCUGCUUGUCCCGGGGGAAGCUCGCCCUGCCCCGGGCUUGUCUUUCCCCACAGAGCACGGGCACAGCGUUGGGACUGAGCAGCAGUUCGCCCUGCCCCAGGGAAUCCAGCUGGGAGAGGAAACCAGCGCCGCAGCUGCCUUGUUGCAGCCCGGCUUGGAGGAGGAUCGGCCGUGCGUCCCGGGGGACGAGCCCCGCACGUUCCCGCUGGGCUGGAAGAGCAUCCGGCUGAAGCGGAACCUCCUGGUGCGCCAGCAGAGCCACGCGCGGAAGAACAACGGGUCCUUCAUCUGCGCCGCCUGCGGCAAGAGCCUGGCCCACCACGCCGCGCUGCUGCGGCACCAGCGCCUGCACACGGGCGAGCGCCCCUUCCAGUGCCCCGCCUGCGGGAAGAGCUUCAACGAGAAGUCCAACCUCAACAAGCACUACCGCAUCCACACCGGGGAGCGCCCCUACCGCUGCGGCGCCUGCGGCAAGGGCUUCAUCCAGAAGCACCACCUCCAGAAGCACCAGCGCAUCCACGGCGUGCAGCUGCGGGGCGGGUGGACAGGCCGGCCCGCGCGGGCCAGCGUGGCCGGGGAGAGGCUCUACCGCUGCAUCGAGUGCGCGGAGAGCUUCCCCCAGCAGGCUUCCCUGGAGGAGCACCAGCGCCGGCACACCCAGCAGCGGCCCUUCCAGUGCACCGGCUGCAGCAAGAGCUUCCGGCACCGGCAGUCUCUGAACCACCACCAGAAGAUCCACGCCGUCGCCAGCUGUCCCGGGACCAGCUUGCUGAACCACCACCCGGAGCCGGAGCCCAGGCCCUGCAAGGCAUUGACCCAGGAUAAUCCGUAGCGCAGGGGCUGGAGAAGGGACGGGGCGGCGGGAUUGCGGGCUGCUCCACGGAGGUGCAGCAGUUCGUGGUGACGGGACACACCACGUGCAAGCGCAGCUGCUGCUGCAAAGCCGCAGCGCUCGCCGCAGCUCGGCCCGGCUCUCCCCGGACACCGCCUUGCACGACAAGGACGGAGGGUAGCUGCGGGGCUGCCGGGCGGAGAAACGUGCUGCAGGGUGGAAUGACUGGCCCAAGACACAGCAGAGGAGGUUUGGCAGCAAGGGCAAAGUCACGUCAGCUGCUGCCUUAUGAAAGGGGGCUUCAGCUGAAGAGCAGCCGCUGCGUGUUCGAUACGGUGUAGUGGGGAGUGGUGCACUUGAACUCAGGGUUACCUAAAUACGAGCAGCUACAAGAGCGGUUGGGGGUGUUCAGCGGCCCUAGGAAAAGCUGUUGUGGGCAACAGCUGGGGCCGUCAGGCAUUGGGAAGAGGCUUGGAUAAAAGACUGGGGUGA